CCCAACAAGUCCCUAAAACUAAGAUCCUGCUCCCCCACUUUAUAGAAAUCUGCUUUACUUACAGUCCUUCCAAUUUCAGUAAACCAGCAUCUCCAUUCACCCAGCUUCUCCCACCAAAAAUCUUGAUCACCCUUGAUUCCUCUUUCCCAACCUACACCCCACCCAACAGCUUAUCUGGCUGUUCUUCCUUCAAAACCUAUCCCAAACCUGAUACCUUCCAUUACUUCCAUUAUGGCUGCCCUACUCUGAGGGGCCAUUAUUGGUCACUUUGACAGUUGUAUAAGCCUCUCUCUCCCAUCCCCUCCCAACUCCAGCAGUAAAAUCUCAGCCCUGCCUCUGACUAGAACCUUAAGGAAGCGGCUUAAGUGCAUUCAAGUGUUAAAUCCUCAUCACAAACCUAUUUGUUUGAGGUUGAGACUUGAGUCCACCAUAGAGAUGAAGAAAUUAUGGUGUGGGAGGUGAGCCAGCUCGCCCAGAGUUACAUCAUCAAGAGCAGCAGAGACAGAAUGGGACGCAAUCUUAUCAAAGCCAGUGAGUUCUCGCUCUCUCUUUUCUCUCCUAUGACUCAAUUAGGCCUGGAAGUAAUGAGUUAACUUUUCCUGAUAUUACUGGGCCAAAUCACCAAGACCAGGGUUAGUGUUUCUCAGCCUGGGCACUAAUGACAUUUUGGGUCAGAUCAAUCUUUGUGGGGCACACACUGUCUCAAGCACUAGCAGCACCCUUCCCCAUAUACCAACUCACCCAAGUUGUAAAAAAAAUAAAAGAAAAAGUCUCUAAACACUGCUGAAAGUCUUCUUGAGGGGGGAGGUUGGGGAGAAAACAGCAUCCCGGUGGUUCAGGACCUAGACUGAUUACUCCCUCCCCCAAGCAUAAUGGGCAGAACUUACCUAUCCCACGCUGACCUAUCCUUCUGUCACCCGAAUUUGUUAAAUAUUUAAUAUUACGAGAAAUCAUUCAUCAGAUCUUGAAAAUACAACAUAUUUGAAGCUGCCAACGUUGUCAUGGAAACACUAUGUGGUGACUUAUAGCAGCAAGUAUGCUCAUUUAACGUCAACUGAGCACUGACUUUAUGCCAGACGAAGUGCCAUUUAUCUACGUUACCUCAUGCAAAGUUUCCAUCCCUCUUAGGAGACAGCAUUAUCCUGACCCUUAUAUUUCUGGAAACUGAGGCACCAAGAGGACUGCACCUUCUUCACGAGAAAGGAAAUCAUGAGGCUCUUCUAUCGCUACCAGGACCUGGCCCCUCAGCUUGUCCCUCUCGACUAUACCAGCUGCCCUGAUGUGAAGGUGCCCUAUGAGCUCAUUGGCAGCAUGCCUGAGCUGAAGGACAACCCCUUCCGUCAGAGGAUCGCCCAGGUCUUCUCCGAGGAUGGGGAUGGCCACAUGACCUUGGACAACUUCCUGGACAUGUUUUCUGUGAUGAGUGAAAUGGCUCCCCGUGACCUCAAAGCCUACUACGCUUUUAAAAUUUAUGACUUUAACAAUGAUGACUACAUCUGUGCGUGGGACCUGGAGCAGACGGUGACUAAGCUGACUCGGGGGGAGCUGAGCGCUGAGGAGGUGAGCCUGAUAUGUGAGAAGGUGCUGGAUGAAGCCGAUGGGGACCACGAUGGGCGACUGUCCCUGGAAGACUUCCAGAACAUGAUCCUUCGGGCACCAGACUUCCUCAGCACCUUCCACAUCCGCAUCUGAGGGUACCACGGAGGAGGAGCCGGGCCAGAGGACAUCGGGACGAACCUGUCAUCCUGCUGUGAAGUCUGGUUUCCCUGGGCUCUGGGAAUAAACACACAUCACUGAG
Molecule: messenger RNA, 1798 nt
Organism: Odocoileus virginianus texanus
Lineage: Eukaryota; Metazoa; Chordata; Mammalia; Artiodactyla; Cervidae
Source: RefSeq, a predicted model, not a curated record